CGGUCACAACAGUCAGUAUGUCACGGAAAAAUGUUUUGAAUCUAUUAAAUACUGUCGUUGGCAGCACGUGUAAAUGUCCAGCACAUUCCAGUGGUUAUGGAUCCAGUGUGGCUGCUGCCCAAACUGGCAAAAAGGAAUACGCAUUUGAGAUGUCCUCAUCGACCGUACGCUUCGGACCCGGCGUCAGUGCUGAACUAGGAGCUGAUUUGCGUAAUGCCGGUGCAAAAAAUGUUGCUGUGAUCACUGAUCGAAAUGUUGUGAAAUUGGCUAGUGUUAAGACAGCUUUUGAUUCGUUGAAAAAAUAUGGCAUCGAAUUUGAUGUUUACGAUCAAACUCGUGUAGAACCGACCGAUGAAAGUUUAAAGAAUGCUGUUAAAUUUGCACGUUCCAAGGAAUUUGAUUGUUUUGUGGCAAUUGGUGGUGGUUCCGUCAUUGAUACAUGUAAAGCUGCCAAUUUGUAUUCCUGCGAUAAUGAAGCGGAAUUUUUGGAUUAUGUUAAUAAACCCAUAGGUAAGGGUAAAGAAGUCAAUGUAACCCUGAAGCCGUUAUAUGCAUUGCCUACUACCACCGGUACUGGUUCCGAAUCGACUGGGGCAAUUAUUUUCGAUUACAAAAAGCUGCAUUGUAAAACUGGUAUCUCAAGUAAAUAUUUGAGACCAAAAAUGGCCCUAAUUGAUCCCUUGCAUGCCCUUUCCCAACCGGAAAGAGUAACAGCCUAUAGUGGCUUCGAUGUAUUCUGCCAUGCCUUGGAAAGUUUCACAGCCAUUGAUUAUAAAGAACGUGAAAUGCCCAGCGAUCCCAGUCUACGCCCGGUGUAUCAGGGACGUAAUCCAAUUUCCGAUGUUUGGGCCCGUUACGCCCUAACGACCAUACGUGAUAAUUUCAUCGAUGCCAUUUAUCAACCUGAUCAUUUAAAUGCACGCUCCAAAAUGCAUUUGGCCUCAACAAUGGCCGGUGUUGGUUUCGGUAAUGCUGGUGUACAUUUACCCCACGGUCUGUCAUAUCCCAUAUCGGGACGUGUCCGCACCUUCUGUCCCAAUGGUUAUGACAAAGAUCACCCCAUUAUACCUCAUGGGUUGUCUGUGGUAAUAACAGCACCUGCUGUUUUUGAAUUUACCGCACCUGCCAUUCCCGAACGUCACUUGGAAGCCGCUCAACUUUUAGGUGCUGACAUCAGUCAAGCGAAAAAGGCCGAUGCUGGCCGCAUUUUAGGUGAUUGCAUUCGUGGUUAUAUGCAAAAGGCUGGCAUUGAAAAUGGUCUCAAAGGUCUUGGCUUUAAUUCGAGUGACAUUCCUGAUUUGGUUGAGGGUGCUUUGCCACAACAACGUGUCUUGAAAUUGGCUCCAUUCGAACAAUCUCGUGAUAAUUUGGCAACAAUUUUGGAAAAUUCUUUGGAAGUUUAUUAA
Molecule: messenger RNA, 1406 nt
Organism: Musca vetustissima
Lineage: Eukaryota; Metazoa; Arthropoda; Insecta; Diptera; Muscidae
Product: probable hydroxyacid-oxoacid transhydrogenase, mitochondrial
Exons: 4
Coding region: 18-1406 (462 amino acids)
Cellular component (GO): mitochondrion
Molecular function (GO): alcohol dehydrogenase (NAD+) activity; metal ion binding
Source: RefSeq, a predicted model, not a curated record